GACAUAUUGGACAUGGCCUCAAAUACCCACAUGCCAGACCCAGUGUGCCUCAUUGAGAACACUAAGGAGCAACUAGUGGUUAAUCCAGAGGCUUUGAAGAUCCUGUCUGCCAUUAACCAGCCUCUUGUCGUGGUAGCCAUUGUGGGUCUCUACCGCACUGGCAAAUCCUACCUGAUGAACAAGCUGGCUGGAAAGAAAAAAGGCUUUUCUCUGGGCUCCACGGUGCAGUCUCACACCAAGGGAAUCUGGAUGUGGUGUGUGCCUCAUCCUGAAAAGCCAAACCACACCUUAGUUCUGCUUGACACUGAGGGCCUGGGAGAUGUAGAGAAGGGUGACAACCAGAAUGACUCCUGGAUCUUUGCCCUGGCAAUACUGCUAAGCAGCACCUUUGUGUACAACAGCAUGGGGACCAUAAACCAGCAGGCUAUGGACCAACUGCACUAUGUGACUGAGCUGACAGAUAAAAUAAGGGCGAAAUCUUCACGGGAUGCAAAUGAAGUUGAGGAUUCUACUAACUUUGUAAGCUUCUUUCCAGAUUUUGUGUGGACACUGAGGGAUUUUUCCCUAGACUUAGAAGCAGAUGGACAAGCCAUCUCAGCAGAUGAGUACAUGGAGAAUUCGCUCAAACUUAAGAAAGGUACCAGUCAAAAAGAUAAAGAUUUUAAUCUUCCCCGACUCUGUAUCCGGAAGUUCUUCCCAAAAAAGAAAUGUUUUGUCUUUGACCGGCCCACUCACCGGAAGAAGCUAGGCCAGCUUGAGACCCUGCAUGAUGAUGAGCUGGACUCCGAAUUUGUACAACAAGCUAAAGUCUUCUGCUCCUACAUUUUCAACAGUUCCAAAGUUAAAACGCUCCCAGGAGGCAUCAAUGUCAAUGGACCUCGACUGGAGAACCUGGUACUGACCUACGUCAAUGCCAUCAGCAGUGGGGAUCUGCCCUGCAUGGAGAACGCAGUCCUGGCCUUGGCCCAGAUAGAGAACUCCGCCGCGGUGGAAAAGGCCAUCGCCCACUACGACCAGCAGAUGGGCCAGAAGCUGCAGCUGCCCACGGAAACCCUCCAGGAGCUGCUGGACCUGCACAGGGACAGUGAGAAAGAGGCCAUCGAAGUCUUCAUGAAGAGUUCCUUCAAGGACGUGGACCAUUUAUUCCAAAAGGAAUUAGCGGCCCAACUAGAAAAAAAGCAAGAUGAAUUUUCUAAACAGAAUAUGAAAGCAUCAUCAGAUCGUUGCUCAGCUUUACUUAAGGAUAUCUUCGAUCCUCUGGAAAAAGAUAUAAAACAGGGGAUUUAUUCUAAACCAGGAGGAUAUCAUCUCUUUAUCCAGAAGAUGAGAGAGCUGAAGAAAAAGUACCACCAGGAACCUGGGAAGGGACUACAGAGUGAAGAAAUUCUUCAGACAUACUUGGCGUCCAUGGAGGCUGUGACUGACACAAUUCUACAGACAGACCAGACUCUCACAGAGAAGGAAAAGGAGAUUGAAGAGCAACGUGUUAAAGCUGAAACUUCAGAGGCUGCAAAAAAAAUGUUGGAGGAAAUGCAGAAAAAGAAUCAGCAGAUGAUGGAGCAGAAAGAAAAGAGUCAUCAGGAACACGUGAAACAACUGACUGAGAAGAUCGAGAAGGAGAGGGCCCAGGUGAUGGCAGAACAAGAGAGAGCUCUCACUCUUAAACUUCAGGAACAAGCCCGGUUACUACAGGAAGGAUUCCAUCAGGAGAGCGCACAACUUCGUAAAGAAAUAGAGAAUCUCCAGAAUAACAUGAAUAGAAGGAAAAUAUGUGUCUUAAGCUAAAAACUUAAGGAAUAGAGCUUUCUUGUUCACUCUUUACUGAAGGCAUAACUCAAGCAGUCUUAGAAUUUGGAAAAAUAUCACUGCACUUGAGAAAAAGUGGCCUCUUUAAGUUGACAAAAGGAAUCUACAAAAAACCCUUCACCUAAUAUAUUUAAUGAUGAAAAACUGAGUGCUUUGCCCUUAACUCCAGAACAAA
Pteronotus mesoamericanus is the source of this 1981-nucleotide messenger RNA. Its product is annotated as guanylate-binding protein 1-like. The transcript is spliced from 10 exons. Gene Ontology annotation, molecular function: GTPase activity; GTP binding. Bases 13 to 1785 code for a protein of 590 amino acids. Lineage: Eukaryota; Metazoa; Chordata; Mammalia; Chiroptera; Mormoopidae. The record is from RefSeq and is a predicted model, not a curated record.